This is a messenger RNA of Cryptosporidium muris RN66, 636 nucleotides long. RefSeq lists its product as uncharacterized. The coding region runs from base 1 to 636 and encodes 211 amino acids. Lineage: Eukaryota; Apicomplexa; Conoidasida; Eucoccidiorida; Cryptosporidiidae. The transcript has a single exon. The record is from RefSeq and is a predicted model, not a curated record.
AUGUCACCAAUAAGACGUCGCAUUAGGAGAAGCCAGCUGGAUAUAGAUGCACCUUUUUUAUUUUUUCAGAACUCUUUAACAUUAGGAUCAUGCACUGAUAGUUCAAUUCCAACUCAGCUCUUAUUUCCAGAUUCAACUAUUGCAUUGGGAUUUCAUCCUUCAGCAGAUUCUAUUUGCCCUGGUUUAAUAGAUUCAGAUAUAGAUUCAUCCGGAGGGGGUCAUCUUGAGAAACCAACAGUUAUUAUUUCUAGUGAAUCUAGCGAAUUGGAAAUUAUUCGCCGUGAUUUUUUACUUUGGGGAUCUCUUUAUAGUAUAUCUUUGGUUAUUGCAUUGGUAUCUAUUAUUCUACUAAUUGUAAAUCCAAACUUAAGCCCUUUAUACAAUACACUUAUCCAUAAUGCUAUUCAGGCUAAAGGAGUUUUUUAUAUAUCUUGUUUUUUGCUUUCAAUAUGUCCUUUAUUGGCUGUUAUAUAUCGUAUUCCACUUCUAAUGAUGCUUUACAAGGCUGCAUUUCCGAGUUCCUUAUUGAUAUUAUGUAUUUUUUUCUUGAAUCACUAUAUAGACCUUAUGUUUUUAAUUCCAUUGAUGCUUGCAAGGAUUUCAAUUGCUAAGAUCCAAUAUGAUAUGGUAAGUUGA